AGUUCUUUUUCGUAAGGGUGCCGGUAAAACUAAAAGUCUACUUCGCAUCACAUGUGCUGCUAGAUUUCCUACUAAUACUAGUUGAUACAGAUGUGGCUCCGUGUGUUAGUCACUAGCAGUGUAAGAACAGAUGAUUCGUUAUUGAAGAGUGGUGUGGCGAGAAUGGAACUUACUCGCGGUUUUCAACGUCAGUUCGUAGUAUCGACCGCGCUGGUAGUAAGCUACUAACGCCCCAGAGUGCGUGCGACUCACUCUUAAGCUUGCUCGUAUAGCUCGCGUAUAUUCACAAUUUACUUGUGAACACGUAACGACGAGGUUUACGUUUGUGUCCGGUAAAAUUUGGCAGUCUUGUUGUAUUAUUAAUCUAAUUGCUCGUGAUAUUUGCAAGAAAAUCGGUACCGACUCGUCGCGCGUUUUUUUCCGGAAUUUUCGUUUGACACAACAAUUCCAACACGUCGCAAGUUAAUAACAUCGGUACGUCAGUACCGAUUGUUCCGUGAGACAGAAGUGAAAGGGAGAUAUACACAAAAGAACAAUCGAUCCGAGAAGAGACAAAGCUGUUUAGCAGUUUGCAGCUGUUCAGCGGCGUCGACUUGGAUUAAGGAAAUAUUCACGAAAGUAAAAGAAAACAUUUUGCAAUCUGCCACAAAAAUGACUACUAUUCAACGGUUUAUCGUUUCUCCGAAUAAUUUUUUAAAAAAAUCGCAGUCGCUAAUAACAUCGUUAUUCGGACAAGAAAGAGACGAACCUGACAACAAUGACUUCAGAUUCGAAUCUGCUCGAUUAAACAGCUUUAACAAAGGUUGGCCGUGUCCGUGGAUGAAGCCGGAAAAAUUGGCGGCAGCUGGAUUUUACUACACAGGAAAAGACGAUAAUGUCAAAUGUUUCGAAUGUAACGUAGAAAUAAGUAAAUGGGAAGCAAAUGACAUCCCGAUGAUUGAUCACCAACGUUGGUCGAGAAGAUGUAGAUUUGUCCAGAAUGUGCCGUGCGGCAACGUUCCGAUCGGUGUAGAUCCAAGCACUGUUCCGACUCCUUCGCCAAAAGAAGUUGACGUUUGCGGACCGUAUCGUUUUGUGCCUUUCUCCACUCCGGACGAUGAAAUCGAAGACAACGUGAUCUUAAAUUUGUAUAAUUUCUCCGGAACACCGUCAAAACCGAAACAUCCACAAUUUGCCAGCUACGAAUCUAGAGUCCGUACAUUUGAAUCGUGGCCUAAAUCAAAACAUCAAUCUAAACAAGAUCUAGCAAAUGCUGGCUUUUAUUAUACAGGAACGGAAGACCAAACAUUGUGCUAUUAUUGCGGAGGAGGAUUAAGGGAAUGGAAACCAGAAGACGUUCCUUGGGAACAGCACGCAAAAUGGUUCGAAUACUGCCCUUAUUUGAUCGCCUGCAAGGGACGAGAUUAUAUAAGCAAAGUCACUGGCAAAACGUAUUUUACGAUGGAUGAUCAAAACAAAUCAUCCGCAGAAGACGAGAAAUCACAAAAAUCAGAUGAAACAUCUGAAAAAGCCGACGAAGAUGAGGGUAUUGCUAGUGGGAGUUCUUCGCAAAAAUCUGAAGAUAACGAUACUGAAAGCAUAUCAUUGGGUUUAUCUGACGAUCCAUCCACAGAUAAAAAGCUUGCUCCUCCGUCGCACAAUGAAAAUCUAGGCGACUGCGCAAGAAUGUGUAAAAUUUGCUAUCUCAGAGAAUUGCGAAUGGUAUUUAUUCCUUGUGGGCAUUUGCUGGCUUGUGCGGAAUGUGCGCAAAAUAUGAAAACAUGCGGAGUGUGUCGCAAGCCUGUGAAAGUUACUGUACAGGCAUAUAUUCCAUAGUGUCCUUAACAUUGUAAUAAAUCAUCCAUCGUAUCUACUGCAUUUUCUACUCAUCAUUAUUAAAGACUGAGCGAUCACGCAACACUUAGUGACCUGACUCUCAUGUAACCGAUGCGCAGGUACAAUCUAAAUAUCGUUUACUUUUUUGAUCGAAAGAAUUUACAGUCGUUUUUCUUAAAUCAGAAAAAUAUAUAUAUAUAUACUCUUCUGUAACCGACACAAUGAAUGUACUUCGUCAUGAUCUUUUACACGGGUAGUAUUCGCAUUUUGCGAAAUAUGAAUAUAUGAAUCUUAUGUGUACACACAGGCAUGUACACACAAUACACACCAUACAAAUAGAUAUAUAAUCACUAUUAUUAUAUGAAAAUUUGUUUAUGCAUAAAACGUAUGACAUAUCAAGAAUUGCCAAAGUUUAAUCGUUAAAUAAUGCACGUGCAAAUAAAGUAAAAAGAAGUAUCAGGCUGCUCUUUAAACCCUGAUGAAGUGAGCUGUAAAUGUUCACGAAACGUUGGUAUAAAAAUGACACUAACGCGGUACCCGAAAAAACAUCUUUGUAUGUUGAAGUAAAAAGAAGUUAGUAGAUUGUACCUGCAAUAAAAUGUUGCUAUUUAAAUAUAUAUAUCUGAUUUUUGGAUAAAAUCAAAGUCGCGCUACGAGUCCUUUAAAGCUUUGUUUUAAGAGCAGAAUUAGUAGUAGCGCAAGUUGAAUCGUGGUGAAUCCUUACUUGUCCGAUGUAUUUAUUUGUUGAAAAGGAAAAUGACAAAUAGCAGAGCUGAGCGACCACAAAUAGCAACACGAAUUACAUGAAGUCUAGUCAUAUAAAUGAAAAAGCGUUCAUAAGUUAGAGCACGGAAAAAAAUCACUCGUCAGUAAAAUCGUACGAGUAUCCGAGAAUUUUUCCUAAGUUUUAAUAGUAAUUGAAAGAAAGUUUAUGUAAAAAAACCUCCAAAUGUAUGGCGUUUAUGAUUCUCGAAAAUGUAGAAAGGGAUAGGAAAUUGAUUUUCCCCAACACGACAAGUAAUACGUAAUAUUUCUAUCAAUAUGUAUUUGCUUUUAUGCGUAUAAUGAAAUUAUCUCGAUCUUCCUGCAUAAGAUCACUCUGAGACUGCAUUCGUUUAAUUCAUUUCUCGCUAAAAACAUUGAUUUUUGUCGCUUAAAUGUAGAACAAAACAAUAUGGCCGCGUUCAAAGAGUCGAUUGUGCGUCUCUAUAAUCAGGUUUUGAAACUCAACGCUUAGUAAUCGUUUUGUGCCUGUGUGUGAUUGACAUAUAUAGUUUUACAUCUGCGAUAGGUCUAGAGGAAUAGGCCAGUAAGCACGAAGCGACGUCUCAAAAUUUAUUUACGAAAUGCAAAGCCGUUGCAUUUAUCAUAAGAUAACUUUUUAUAUAGCGAUAAUCCCUUACGAAAUUUCAUUAUACCGUAAACGCAAAUAAAUAACUCCGAAACUUCUUGUUUAUAAAUGUAAAAUACAUGUAACACUACAAUUAAUUGUAAUAUUCAAUAUAUUUGUAAAGAUAGAAACAGAGCACAUCCACAGGGUACCUGUCGAUAAAGAUCAGUUGAUGUUAGAGAAAGUCUAGAUAAUACACAGUUUUCCGUUUUAAGGCUCUUGACCUUGCAAGUAAAUUGUAGUGUGAGGUUUAUAUAAUUAUUUGUAAGAUUUAUGUUUGUGAGUCUUUUUCCACAAGAGACACACGACACGUAUUUUUUUCGUAUUUAAUAAAUACGAAAAAAUUGUACGGGCCAAUACGAGGCAAAACAGCAGAUGUAUGUUGCCAAUCAAUAAAUCAAAACUUUAUUAUUAAUUC
Molecule: messenger RNA, 3623 nt
Organism: Pseudomyrmex gracilis
Lineage: Eukaryota; Metazoa; Arthropoda; Insecta; Hymenoptera; Formicidae
Product: death-associated inhibitor of apoptosis 1-like
Exons: 3
Coding region: 652-1815 (387 amino acids)
Biological process (GO): regulation of cell cycle; negative regulation of apoptotic process; positive regulation of protein ubiquitination
Cellular component (GO): cytoplasm; nucleus
Molecular function (GO): ubiquitin protein ligase activity; cysteine-type endopeptidase inhibitor activity involved in apoptotic process
Source: RefSeq, a predicted model, not a curated record